UUGACAUAUUGAAACUUAUUAACAAGUUCUUUAAACAACCCGAAAUAACCAUCAUUGCUGCAGAAAAUGGAAUUGACUCAAAAUUAUACCAUAAAGCAGCCAUCAGCUUUAGAAAAUUUUGUACAGAAUCCCCACAGCUUCCAGUUGAUCUGCAUAUUGUAUUUAGUGAUAUUCUUCAAGAAGCAGGUCAUAUAACUGAUAUACUGCCUUAUUUUUUAAAGCAUACACGAGAAAUAUUUCCUCAUUUAGAAUGCAUCGAAGAAUUGAAAAAAAUUUGUGAUUUGAGUGCCCCUCCUGAAUGGUAUCCUAAUGCCCGUGAGCGAGAAAACAAGAGGAGAUUGAUAUUUCAUGCAGGACCUACCAACAGUGGAAAAACAUACAGAGCCCUUGAAAGAUUUAUUACUUCUGAAAGUGGUGUUUACUGUGGACCUCUAAAGUUGUUAUCUGUAGAAGUAUUCAACAAGACUAACGAUAAAGGAACACCGUGUGAUUUAGUUACAGGAGAAGAAAGAAAAACUGUUUUACCUGAAAAUAAAGAAGCUAACCAUGUAGCAUGUACUAUAGAAAUGGUAUCUGCUGAUAAAAAAUAUGAAGUAGCAGUUAUUGAUGAAAUUCAAAUGAUUAAAGAUCAAGGUAGAGGCUGGGCUUGGACCCGAGCACUUUUAGGUAUUGAUGCUGAUGAAAUUCAUAUUUGUGGUGAAGAAGCUGCAAUUGAUCUUGUAAGAGAUAUAGCAAAUUCUUGUGGGGAAGAACUUGAGAUCAGAAGAUAUGAAAGACUUACACCUUUAACCUUAGAAAAUAGAGCCUUGAUGGAUUUAAAUAAUAUUCAACCAGGAGACUGUAUUGUAUGUUUUAACAAAAAUGACAUCUUCAAUGUUAGUUUAGAAUUGGACAAAAAAGGCUUUGAAUGUGCUGUAAUUUAUGGUGGACUUCCCCCAGGUACAAAAUUAGCCCAAGCAAAAAAAUUCAAUGAUCCUAAUCAUCCAUGUAAAAUUUUAGUAGCUACUGAUGCCAUUGGCAUGGGUUUAAAUCUGAGUAUCAGGCGAAUUAUAUUUUAUUCCCUAAUGAAACCUGUUAUAAAUGAGAAAGGAGAAAAAGAAAUCGAUACUAUAUCCAUUUCCCAAGCUUUACAGAUUGGUGGAAGGGCUGGUAGAUUCAAUACUCAAUUUUCAGAAGGUUAUGUCACAACUUAUCGAGCUGAGGAUCUUGAUACCCUGACGAAGUUAAUGAGCAAAGAAAACCAAGUUCUGGAAAAAGCUGGGUUACACCCCACUGCAGAUCAAAUAGAAGAAUUUGCUUAUCAUUUGCCACAAGCAACACUCUCCAACAUAAUUGAUAUCUUCAAUAGCCUCUGUGUGAUAAAUAGCUCAUCUUAUUUCAUGUGUGAUACAGAAGGAUUCAAAGCUUUAGCUGAUAUGAUUCAAGGAAUACCACUGCCUUUAAGAGCACGCUAUGUUUUUUGCUGUGCACCAAUCAAUAGGAGGCAAUUAUAUGUUUGCACAAUGUUUCAAAAAUUUUCUAGGCAAUACAGUCAAAAUGAUCCUUUGACAAUUGAAAAACUUUGCAGAACAAUAGGCUGGCCAUUUUCAUCACCCCAAAAUAUUUCUGAUUUAGUGCAUCAAGAAGCUGUCUUUGAUGUUCUGGAUUUAUAUCUUUGGCUGAGUUAUCGUUUCCCGGAUCUGUUUCCUGAUGGUUCACCCGUUCGAGAUAUUCAAAAAGAACUUGAUGAGCUUAUACAACAAGGUGUAUUCAAUAUCACUCAUUUGUUGCAAGCCAGCAGUCGCAAUGAUGCAGGUGAAGACAGUGAAUCUCAUUACCCAUAUAGGAGAAAUGCAUCAUCAGAGUCUAAUGCCUUAGACACAACUGAAUUUGAAUCAGGAUUUAGAGAAAAAUCUUUAGGAAAAGGCCGUUUGACAAAAGAACUUCUAGACAAAGGGCUCAUUACUCCAGAGAUGCUACAAACUCUGCAAGAGGAAUGGAUUGAGGAAACACAAAGCUCGCCUUUUAGUUCGCCAACAAAUCGUCGUAAAUUUUCAAAAGUACACACUAGACGUUCGAAGAAAAAAGACUUUUAGCAAUUUAGUAGUUACUUAAUAUUUAAUGUACGGAAUAUAUAGAGUUUUAUUUUUAAAAUAAAUAAUUUAAUGAAA
This is a messenger RNA of Parasteatoda tepidariorum (common house spider), 2150 nucleotides long. It is a transcript of the gene Suv3, whose product is annotated as Suv3 RNA helicase. Gene Ontology annotation, cellular component: mitochondrial degradosome. Gene Ontology annotation, molecular function: ATP binding; hydrolase activity, acting on acid anhydrides; RNA helicase activity. Lineage: Eukaryota; Metazoa; Arthropoda; Arachnida; Araneae; Theridiidae. The record is from RefSeq and is a predicted model, not a curated record. Gene Ontology annotation, biological process: mitochondrial RNA 3'-end processing.